This is a messenger RNA of Gastrolobium bilobum, 1347 nucleotides long. RefSeq lists its product as uncharacterized. The coding region runs from base 1 to 1347 and encodes 448 amino acids. The record is from RefSeq and is a predicted model, not a curated record. NCBI's taxonomy places the organism in Eukaryota, Viridiplantae, Streptophyta, Magnoliopsida, Fabales, Fabaceae. The transcript has a single exon.
AUGGACGAAGAAACUCUUAGUCGUGAGGCAUCGAAAUGGAUAGACGGGAUAGACGGUAGACUUGGAAAAGAUCCGGAACCUUUAGUUGAUGAAGUUUCGAAGCCCAGUAUUCUCCAAAGAGUUCCAGCUUAUAUGGGAGCAAGGGUAGAGUUGAAAGAAUUCUACGUGCCUAAGUUCAUUUCAUUUGGUCCAAUCCAUAUGCUUAAACCUUACGUGCAGCAAGGACUGCCAUACAAGAUUAGAUGGACAGAAAUAUAUCUUCAGCAAACUAAUCAAACCUUCGAUAAUUUAUUUCAUAGAAUUUCUGACAACCGACAAUGUAUCGAGAUACUUACAGGAGAGUACUUGAAUUUACUUUCGAAAAAAAUGUUGGUAGUGGAUGGGUGUUCGGUACUCCAAUUGUUGGACCGUUCCAUAUAUCCAGGAGAUAAACUCGAGCUUAGCAUUGAGCAGCUUGUGCGUGUGCAUCAGGAAAUGCUCCUCUUGGAGAACCAAAUUCCCUACAUAGUGCUCAAGCUGAUAUGCGGAGACGAUAAAGACAGGCUAAAGAGAUGCAUGAAAAAUUUCCUUGAAAUUCAUCGUAUUGUUGAGGCACCAAGGCCAAGCAUGAUGGAGGCAGAUAGGGAAGGGUCGCGAGAGCACAGUACUGUAAUAGUUGAAGAAGAAGAGGAGGAGGAGGAGGACCCGAUUCAUCUUUUAGACUAUUUGAGGAGGGCACUCUUGCUAAGGGACCAAUUUUAUGUCUCUACAGGAACCUUAACCAAACGGAAUACAACCCUGCACCUCAGAAAAUAUAGGAUUGGGACCAUACGGGAUCUGAAGGCAGCGGGGAUUCGAAUUCUUAACAGGAAAGGUACCUAUUUCGGUCCCUUCUAUGUUAAUCGACAGCUAAGACUUCCUAAACUCAUUGUGGAUGGCUCAACAGCUCUCACUUUCUACAACCUUAUUGCAUAUGAGAUGUGUCCUGACUUUCGUAACGACUACGAGAUCACAUCACAUAUAGUCUUCCUUAGCUCUCUCAUUGACCACCCAGAGGACGUGAAGGAGCUCAGGCUUGCUGGCAUCCUUCGCAACAACCUCGCUAAUGACGAAGAGGUUGCUGAUCUCUUUAAUCACAUGGACUUUAUAUUGGUGCCUGAAACCAUCGACCUUUUUCGUAUCAGAGGCCUGAUUGGAAACCAUUUAGCGUCCAGGCGUGGCAGGAUCAGAGUAUUGGGCUGGAUAGCAGAGGCUUACUAUAACUAUUUCAGAUCACCCUGGACCAUCAUUGGCUUGUUGGCUGCCACGAUCGCUCUUGUUCUCACCUUCAUCCAGACUUGGUAUGCCGUCCACCCUAAAGGAGGUUAA